Messenger RNA from Trypanosoma cruzi, 3237 nucleotides. RefSeq names its product ubiquitin-protein ligase, putative. NCBI's taxonomy places the organism in Eukaryota, Euglenozoa, Kinetoplastea, Trypanosomatida, Trypanosomatidae. Bases 1 to 3237 code for a protein of 1078 amino acids. The transcript has a single exon. The record is from RefSeq and is a predicted model, not a curated record. Gene Ontology annotation, molecular function: ubiquitin protein ligase activity. Gene Ontology annotation, biological process: ubiquitin-dependent protein catabolic process; protein polyubiquitination.
AUGAAUGGUAACUUUGUUUUUAAUGGCAGGAGUCGCCCGACGCAUCUCUCUUUGUCUCGCGACCACCAGCCUUCGAAGGAUGCGAUUCUCGCCGAGACUCGGAAAAAGCGUGAGCGGCGCGAGAUCAAUCGCGUGCAGCAGCAAGCGGCUUUGCGCAUACAGCGGAAAGCACGCCUGUGGCUGAGCCGAAUGGCACUUGCUGAUCUUGCGUUUAAUUUGUUUCAAUCCAUCCGGGAUGAAUCGCAGAAAACACCGGGAAGGCGUUUGGAGCGCUCCUGUUGGGACUUUGAGUUUUUCUGUCGAGGUAAACGCCGUGGAGUUGAUCAUAAUUCUCGCCGGAUGAUGUGCACACAGGUGGUUUUGCAGCAACUGAGGCGCAGCAUCCGUGCGGGUAGUGUGAGGGAGGAGUUGUUUGGGUGUCAACAUGGGCUUGACUUACUGGCCCGCCUGAUAUUCGAGGAGUACGCCAGGCCACCCGUUAACGCGGAAGAGAAGGAAACACUGUGGAAGGAGGAACACUUAUUUCUGUUCGAUGCGCUUCUUGAAACCAACAAUUCAUUGAAUGAAAAGGUAAAACUGUGGAUACGGGCUCUACAGCUUGUUAUUCAGCACGGUACAUCCGGAAACGCGUCUGUUGUGUCGAGGAUACAAGGCUUGUAUGCGUCACUCUCCGCAAGUGAUGUUGCGGUGGCUAUGGAGGCCCCGGAGGGUAGAGAGAUGUUGCUGGAGGCCCUCACGUCUUCGGCCCAAAAUGGGCCAUAUAUUUCCCCCACCUCGUGUGCACUGGAUGUACUCUUAGCUUCCCAACAUGAAGAGGAGUGUGCCGUGAAUCAAGAGGCGAAUCGGGUAUUGUUAGAGGCCAUUGUAGAUGUCACGGCAAGCAAGCUGCCGGAAAUAAUCCGCUUUAAGACGACAGCAGCUCUCGGCAAAUUGGUGCGUCUGACACCUUUUUUUCUUGGAGCAGAGGGUUCUCGAGACGGGGAAUUAAGAAGGAAAUGGCUGAAGUGUCUUGUGGAAUUGACAAUUCAUGCAAGCAGGGACGACGAGCUUCUGAAGACAACAAUUGUAGAUCUCAUGCAUCCACACAUUGAGGGUCCCGCACAUUCGAGUAGGUAUGAGCACUUGCCGACGUAUUUGUUUACCGCAGACUGUGGAUUGCGUCUAUUAAAGGAGAAUGCUUCCGCCGUUGCGGCGCUUAUUGAAUCUAGUACCGAGGGAGAGGCGUCAUCCCCAUCGCGAUCUAACGCCUUUUUUGAUUUUAAUCUUUUAUGCAGCACGUUUGUGUGGCCCCUUUACAACUUUUCACUAAAGUCUCCGGAGCAGCGUAUUGAGGUGACUACGAUUUUUUCCAAGUUGGUGAAUUCAUCGGAGCUUUUGCGGAGUUUAUGGAAGAUAUAUCAAGACUGUCAUAGCAGCGCCCCUAGAGACCCAAGUGGGAUGAAGAAGGAGUCACUUUUGACUCGAGUAAAGGCAGGGGAGGUGGCUCAUCUUCCUUUUACGGGCGAACCGCCGGCGGAGCUUCUUGGCACGGUGACAGGCACAACGUCGGCACGCUCUUUGUUCUGGGACAUGUACCCUGCGGUGUCGGUGUUGUUUUUCACUUUGCUGAGCUACUUUGUGGAUGCCACGGAUUUUAUGGAGGAGCUUGAGAACGGGGUAGUGAUGGAUUGUAACGACGCCGUAUUGCUUUUACUGUCGUUGAAGGGGAUUGUGCAUCGGUCAUACAUGCAUGGCAUUUUCCCCCAUUGUAACGGUGAGGCUGUGGCACAGACGGCCCUCAGGUUAUUGACCAAACUACAUGUUAUAGAUGAGGUACAGUCGUUUGUUCCACAUCCCUCGGUCUGGAUAGCUAUUACCGAUCCGAUGAUUCUUGGCACGUUUGAAUCCAUUACCAGAGAGACGUGGUUAGACGUUGACGCGGCUUUAGAAUUUUCCAAGCUUAACUACUUGGAGGGGAAUGAGGGCGAUGCUGUGCAGGUAAACAGCGCCUCGAUCUGUCACCCACAUUGGAUGGGGAGCACGACUUGGUCCCAUCAAGAGCGGAUUGUUCGGCUGCUUCAAAAUGCUCCUUUUACUAUCCCUUUUAAUGUCCGUGCCUCCGUGUUUUCCGCCCUUAUCCUUAGCUGCGAGCAAAACAUGCUUUUUUACUCCCAGCAGCCCUUUUUGGUGCAUCGUGGCCACGUCUUUAUCGACGCAUUCGACCGGUUCGCCAACGUGCCAGACAGCCCUGACAUGUUUAGCGUGCGGUUUAGAGACACGAACAAUCUUGUGGAGGAGGGCUACGGUGAGGGCGUGUACCGCGAAUUCCUUGUGAAUUUAUGUACCGAGGGAUUUGCUGCCGAGUACGGCAUGUUUCGUCAGACCGAAGACGGCGACGUGUACCCCAACCCGUUUAGUUAUGAAGUGACUGGGGACCCGCAGCACCUGCGGCGCAUCACGUUUCUCGGCGCCAUGGUGGGUCGGUCACUGCGAGACGGGGUUGUGCAGGACAUUCCUUUUGCACCCCACUUCCGGAACGCAAUUCUUGGCCGCAGCAAUUCCAUCAACAACUUAAAGAGCUUUGACCGGCAGCUGUACCGCCAAAUUAUGUCUCUGCGCUCACUGAGCGAGGAGGAAAUUGAAAAUCUAUCACUGACAUUUACGUACACGGUGGAUAUAUUGGACGAGGUGCGGGAGGUGGAGCUGCUGCGUGGCGGGAGAGACAUUCCGGUCACACGCCGCAACUGCUUGAACUAUAUUCACCUCCUUGCAGGCUUUAAGCUGAACCACGAGUCUGCCCGCCAGACCAGGGCAUUUCUGGAGGGCCUGGGAAUGAUUGUAAAUCUCAGUUGGCUGAAAUUAUUUGAUGGAAAGGAAAUUAUGAAACUUUUUGGCGGGGAUGCUGAGAGCGCCAUUGAUGUCUCGGAUUGGAGAAAGCACACGCAGUACCACCGUGCGGACGACGAGGAGAGUGUGCCUGUGCAUGUCUUCUGGCGGGUGGUGGAGGCCAUGUCUUUGGAGGAGCGGAAAAGACUACUGAAGUUCACCACAUCCAUGAAUCGGCCCCCACUGCUUGGGUUUCAGUUUCUCAAUCCCCCGUUCAAAGUGCACGUUGAGUGGGACGCAUCGGAGGAGCGGCUACCGUCUGCGUCAACGUGUUUUUCCACACUGAAGCUUCCGCCAUACAAGGACUUUAAGACCGCAUUUAGUAAAAUUACGGCAGCGAUUGAGGGAACGGAAGACUUUGGUCUCACAUAA